Messenger RNA from Schizophyllum commune H4-8, 1545 nucleotides. RefSeq names its product acyl-CoA dehydrogenase NM domain-like protein. Gene Ontology annotation, molecular function: acyl-CoA dehydrogenase activity; flavin adenine dinucleotide binding. The transcript is spliced from 13 exons. NCBI's taxonomy places the organism in Eukaryota, Fungi, Basidiomycota, Agaricomycetes, Agaricales, Schizophyllaceae. The coding region runs from base 1 to 1545 and encodes 514 amino acids. The record is from RefSeq and is a predicted model, not a curated record.
AUGGCCUCCAAGCAGUUCACGCGGGACGAGGUUGCCAAGCACAACAAGGAGGGAGACCUGUGGGUCGUCAUAGACGCCAAAGUCUUUGACCUCUCCCGCUUUGCCGACCUGCACCCUGGCGGUGCCAACGUUCUAUACGCGGACGCCAUCGCAGGACAGGACGCCACCAACGCCUUCUUCGGCUUGCACCGUCACGAAGUCCUCCUCCGCCCCCAGUACGCCCGCCUGCAAAUCGGCACCAUCACCGGCGAGAAGGAGCGCAUCAAGGCCCCUGUCCCCGGCCAACUCUCCAAGGUCCCCUAUGCCGAACCCACCUGGCUCUCCGCGGGCUUCAAGAGCCCGUACUACACGGACAACCAUCGCGCGUUCCAGACGGCCGUGCGCAAGUUCUUCGAGGAGACCGUGCGACCAGAGGCGAUCAAGGUGGAGGAGAAUGGGAAGAAAGUCUCGCAGGAGUUGGUGGACAAGAUGGCGGACCUGAACUUCUGGGCUAUGCGGCUGGGGCCUGGGAAGCAUCUGAAGGGGAAGACGCUACUUGGAGGUGUGGUCAAGCCGGAGGAGUUUGACUACUUUCAUGAGUUCAUCAUCAACACCGAAAUGGCUCGCUUUAGCUGCCGCGGCUUCGUCGACGGCCUGCUGAACGGCCUGGUCAUUGCCUUACCACCCGUACUCAACUACGGCACCCCUGAACUGCAGGAGCGCGUCGUACCAGAGAUCCUGUCAGGAAAGAAGUACAUCGCCCUCGCAAUCACGGAGGCAUUUGCUGGAAGCGACACGAACGGCUUGCAGACGUUUGCUGUCCGGGACGGUGACCACUGGGUUAUCACCGGGACGAAGAAGUGGAUUACGAACGGGACGUUCGCGGAUUACUUCACGACCGGGUGCAAGACGGAGACGGGCUUCACGGUCAUCUUGAUUCCGCGAGGAGAGGGUGUGUCCACCAAGCCCAUUAAGACAGCCUACUCGUCGACGGCAGGGACGGCAUAUGUGACCUUCGACAAGGUCCGUGUUCCCAUCGGUAACACGCUCGGCCCAGUAGGCAAGGGCAUGAACGUCAUCCUCACCAACUUCAACCACGAGCGCUGGAUGGUCUCCGGCACCGCGCUCGGUGCACAGCGCACCAUCGUCGAGGAGUGCCUCAAGUGGGCGACGCAGCGCGUCGUGUUCGGCAAGCCGCUCACCGCGCAGCCGGUUAUACGGGCGAAGCUGGCGAAUAUGAUUGCGCGGGUGGAGGCGGGGCAGAGCUGGAUGGAGGCGGUGACGGAUCAGAUGAAUAAUAUGACUUACGCGCAGAUGUCGAGCAAUCUCGCGGGCCCGAUUGCGCUCAUGAAGCAGUUCAUCUCGAAGUCAGGGAGGGAGACCGCGGAAGAUGCCACGCAAAUAUUCGGCGGCCGCGGGCUCACCGUCACUGGUAUGGGCAAGCUCGUCGAGAACUACCAUCGGACAUCCGGCUUCGACGCGAUACUGGCAGGUGCCGAGGACGUCUUGGGCGACUUGGGCGUACGGCAAGCGAUCAAGAAGAUGCCGGCGGACGCCCGGCUAUAA